CACACACAACCAGAGGCUGGGAGGGAGGACGCCCCGAGAGCGAGAGCGACGGCGGGGAGGGAGGAGGGCGAGCGCCCGAGCUGGGCCGGAGGGAGCCGGCUCGCGAGCCAGCCAGUCAGCCAGCCGGGCGCACCGCACCACGCCGCGCCGCACCGCAGCGCACCGGCCCGGAGGGCGCCGAGGGGGGCCGGGGAAACUUGGGGCCGCCAGGGGGUCGGCGGCCGCGGCUCGGGGGCCAGCCGCCCCCCCCCCGGCGGGCGCCAUGCGGCCCUGGGGCCGGGGCUUCGGGGCCCCCCGAGCUCGGGGCAGCGGGCGCCUUUGAGCAGCCAGCCGCCGGCGGCCCUGGGGAAGAGGCUGAGUGCCCUGGCUAGAGAGCGGGCGGAGGCGCGCAGGAGGCGGAGGCGGAGGCGGGCGGGGGCGGGAAUGGCCCGGCGCCCAGGGGCGCGGGGCUCAAGCGGGCAGUAGGCAGCCGCCACCGCGGGCCGCGGCUGUCCCUCCCUCCCGCCCUCUUCUCCCCCUUCCCCUCCCCCUUCCCCCAGCCCCUGAGCGCGGGGGGGAGCGGGGGGAGGGGAGGGGAGGGGUGGAAGCGGAGCCCAGAGCCCAGAGCCCGAGCAGCCUGAGCCCGAGGCGCGGCCGCGGCCGCCGCUGAGCGAGCUGUCCCUGUCUCUGGGCGGGCGGCAAGGCGGGCGGGCGGACUGCUCGCGCCCCGGGCUCGGACCCCCUCCCUGCGCGGCCCCCGGGCCCGGCGGGCUCCGAGGGAGCGCGAGCGGCCGCGGCCGCCCCUGCCCCUGCCCCUGCUGCCGCCGCUGCCCUCCGGGGGGUGGCCCGGCCCGCGCAGUCCAUGCGAUUCGGGAUUAAAGUUUGCGCUCGGCGCAGGAGUCCCCAAGAUGCCGUUCCACCCGGUGACCGCGGCGUUGAUGUACCGGGGCAUCUACACCGUGCCCAACAUCCUGUCCGAGCAGCGGCCCGUGGAGAUCCCCGAGGACGAGCUGGAGGAGAUCCGCGAGGCCUUCAAAGUGUUUGACAGAGACGGGAAUGGCUUCAUCUCCAAGCAGGAGCUGGGCACUGCCAUGCGCUCCCUGGGCUACAUGCCCAACGAGGUGGAGCUGGAGGUCAUCAUCCAGCGGCUGGACAUGGACGGAGACGGCCAAGUGGACUUCGAAGAGUUUGUGACCUUACUGGGGCCCAAGCUGUCCACCUCGGGGAUCCCUGAGAAGUUCCAUGGGACCGACUUUGACACCGUGUUCUGGAAGUGUGACAUGCAGAAGCUGACAGUGGAUGAGCUGAAGCGGCUGCUCUACGACACCUUCUGCGAGCAUCUCUCCAUGAAGGACAUCGAAAACAUCAUCAUGACGGAGGAGGAGAGCCACCUGGGCACGCCCGAGGAGUGCCCCGUCGAUGUGGAGACCUGCUCCAACCAGCAGAUCCGCCAGACGUGCGUCCGCAAGAGCCUCAUCUGCGCCUUCGCCAUUGCCUUCAUCAUAAGCGUCAUGCUGAUCGCGGCCAACCAGGUCCUGCGCAGCGGCAUGAAGUAGCUGACGGCGGGGGGCUGGGAGGCUGGGCCGCCGGCCCCGCCCCGCCCCCCAUCGAGCCGCGGCCGGGGUCCCACCCCCCACCGAGCUGCACCCGGGCCCCGCCCCCCCCCCGGGAGAAGCGCUGGGGGCUGCCCGGGGUCUCGGCCGGUGGAGCAUGAGGCCCCCGUGCAUGGCUGUGGUGCCCGGCGCAUGUCCGUGCAUGGGGGCCCUCCCCGGUGUAACUCCGAGUGACGCGACCCUGUGUGCCAUAGGAUAUACUCUUCGUACAAUAUAAUCUCUCUGUAUCUAUCUAUCUACGAUAAAAACACCAAAACCAUCGGUGAAGCAAUACUCCCCCUCCCCCCGUAACCCGUGGGCCCUGCAUGGACCAGGGAUGCGGGCCAGAGGCAGCCCCUGGCCCUGGGACAGAGAGCCGGCCCCUCCCAGGUCCCCCUGGGACCCCGGGGAGGGCCGAGGUGUGCACGGUGGGGGGCCGCCCGGAAGCCAGCCCCCUCCUCCUUGCACCAGGGCAGAGGGCGAGCCCUCGAGGCUGGGGGAUUCUGGGAGAGGACCCCGCGCCUGCACCCACCCCCUUCCCUGUCUCGUCCCUGCUCCCCUCUUCCCUCCGUCUGUUUCCUGGUGUGAUUGCUGGUUCUCUAGCCUGUAUGUAGCAUCACCUUGUUCCUGUCUGUUUGGGGGUGUUCAAUCUCAAUAAAGAUGGAAUUUAUAUAUGG
Messenger RNA from Sarcophilus harrisii (Tasmanian devil), 2248 nucleotides. RefSeq names its product calcium binding protein 7 (gene CABP7). Lineage: Eukaryota; Metazoa; Chordata; Mammalia; Dasyuromorphia; Dasyuridae. The record is from RefSeq and is a predicted model, not a curated record. The coding region runs from base 888 to 1535 and encodes 215 amino acids. Gene Ontology annotation, molecular function: calcium ion binding. The transcript has 5 exons.